GAGAGAGAGCGCGUUCAGUGUUCACAUGUACCGUGGCAGAUCUCCUCCACCAGUGAGGCGCGUUGUGUUGUCUUCAUCUGCUCGCGGAAUGAGCGCGGAGAGCCCCGCGGAUCACCAGUACCGGACUCUGGCGCUCGACACGGCGCUCGGCACCGGGCUCGCAGUGCUCGUGUACGCGGUGCUCAAGCUGAGCCUGGCCGGGCUCCGCGUGUGGCGCGCGCGGGUCUCGGUGCUGGUCGUGGGCGCGGGUCCGGUCGGGCUCACCGCGGCGCUGGUCGCUGUCCGCUCCGGGAAGGUGCUGAAGCUGACGCUGCUGGACGCGCGCUACCGGAGCGCGUUGCUCUGCAGACCGCAGCAGAUCGCGCUGGACCCGCGCAGCGUGCGCUUCCUCCUGGACCUCGGCGUGGACUUCGACAACAUGGAGGGCUGCUGGCGCAACGAGCACUUCUUCACCAAGAUCGGCGUGUUUCAGGAGUAUCUGCUGAGCAUCCUGGAGCAGAACAAGCGGCAGGGGGGCGUCGAAGUCCAUCUGGGCACAAAGUUCAGUGAGGAGUACCUGAGGAAGAUGUCCAGGGCAGAAUGGCCGCGGGUGAUCGUGGUCGCUGACGGCUCGUGUGGAGACUCCUGCUCUGUGCUGGGCAUCAGCACCGAUUACAUCGUCGAGUCGUGCCACGCUUACGGGGCCAAUGCCACGAUAGAGAGACUGGACCAGAGACAGGUUCCCACACCAGAGAUCCGUGCUCAUAGUCUGUACUUUGACCUGUCGGCGUACGGGCUGGACACCGUGAAGGACCGCCGCAGCUCCGGCCAGCCCGCAGCCAAGCCCGGCUUCCACCUGAAGAUAUACGGCACCUUCCGGAACCGCUGCAUGGCUCUGGCCUGCACUGCAGACGCGGACUCCAAGAUGAUGCAUUUCCUGCGCCACACGGCCAACUCUUCAAUCAUGAAGAACAUCUUCCACCAGUCCUUCAAUGCGUACAAGACGGACAUCGAGCCUCGUCUGAGCGAGCUCACGCUGCACCACAUGCAGUGCAGUCGCCGGCUGUUCGAGAUCAUGCUGUCGUACCGCCGCGUCAGUGCCGCCUACAUCGAGGGAGACGGCGUGGCCGUGACUGUGGAGGGAGAGGCGGCGAGAGUGCUGAACUUCGACACCGGCUGCGGUGUGAACCUGGGCAUGAGAGGCCUGGAGUCGCUGGGGAUGUUCGUCUACAGGACCGCCACGGCUCUGGACCAGAGCGACGUGUUCGAGGCGCUCUCCGCCAAAAUCCAGCACUCCCGACUCGUGGCAGAGACCUUCCGGAAGAGCGGCCUGGCCUCGGCCGUGUUUGAAUGACCCUGCGUGUGUUCUGAGGGAAGUUAUAAACACAAUGCUUACAUAUAAUGAUCAAUGUCGUGAUCGUUUGGGAAUGAUAAAUAUUCACUGCAUAUUGGAGUGACCAAAGUUUUUGUAUUUGCAUUUAAUUUGUAAUUUAUGUAUUUG
Molecule: messenger RNA, 1480 nt
Organism: Rhinichthys klamathensis goyatoka
Lineage: Eukaryota; Metazoa; Chordata; Actinopteri; Cypriniformes; Leuciscidae
Exons: 5
Coding region: 26-1333 (435 amino acids)
Source: RefSeq, a predicted model, not a curated record